UUCAUAACGCCAAGAACGGUGGCUGCAGAUUUGUAUAUCUGGGAGAGACCCCAGCGAAACACACGUUUGGUAUAAAUACCAGUGGGAAAAUGUUUGGCGUUUCCAAGCAUCGGAGCCUUUUUUAUAUUAUUUUUCUGAGUACUAAAUACUGGAAGUGGUGAGUGUGCCAUGAACAGCUGGUGGAGGUGCAAUGAGGCCUCACUCCGAACUCUGCAUGUACUGCUCCUGGGUCAGGUCGUUUCUUUUGUCCUUGCAGUUUCCGGCUUCACUUCGUCUUUUAUAGCCGAUCUUGGUGUGGAUGCGCCUCUUACCCAGAGUUUCUUCACUUAUCUGUGUUUAGCUUUGGUCAAUGGGAGUAUCUUGUUGUAUAGGCGUCAGAGACUACAGGUUUCUUGGUAUUGGUAUCUCUUCUUGGGCUUUAUCGACGUUCAAGGGAAUUAUCUGGUCAAUAAAGCGUUCCAGUAUUCAUCACUUACUAGUGUGGCAUUAUUGGACUGUUGGACAAUACCAUGGGUCAUUAUUCUCACAUGGAUCUUUCUAGGCACUCGAUAUUCCAUAUGGCAGUUCUUUGGCGCUGCCCUCUGUGUUGCAGGCCUUGGUUUAGUGCUUCUCUCUGAUGCAGGGGUUGGUGGUGAAGGUGGUUCAAGACCUCUUCUUGGUGACACACUUGUCAUUGCAGGGACACUUUGCAUUGCCAUGAGCAACGUUGGUGAGGAAUUUUGUGUCAAGAAGAAAGAUCGUGUUGAGCUAAUGUCAAUGCUUGGUCUUUUUGGAUUGCUAGUGAGUGUAUGUGAGAUAUCCAUAGUGGAGUUAAAGAGUCUGGAAUCAAUUGAAUGGUCUACCGAGAUUGUAUUAGCCUUUGUUGGUUUUGCUCUGUCAAACUUUCUGUUCUAUACUCUUGUUCCUUUUCUUCUAAAGAUUAGUGGAGCCACAAUGUUCAACCUUUCUGCUCUCACAUCUGAUAUGUGGGCAGUGGUGAUUCGCAUCUUUUUCUACCACCAGAAGGUUGACUGGUUAUACUAUCUUUCUUUUGCAGUUGUUGCUAUUGGCAUCAUCAUUUAUUCAAAUACCGAGAAGGAUCCCAUUCCUUCACCAUCUCCUGAGACCGGAGACCUAAGUGCACAAUACCAAGUGCUUAAUGGAGAGAGUACAGAAUCUAGGAAUGCGAUUCCUGGUUCAUGAGGACCGGUGCAAUCAAAAGCUACUAGUGGAAAUUUAUAUGCAGGAAAGCAAUGGUGAAAUUUGAACCUUCCUCCAUUGCAAGAAUCUCUAACUCUACGGGCUGAGACGCUCCAUUCUAUCACAUGUAGCUGUACUAUGCGAUAUUCAAUUAUAAAGUAUGUUGUCACACUUUGAUAUUUUCUGGUAUUAAGUUAUGGACGAAACAUGUGUUCUUACAUGGUAUUAUAAAUAAUAUAUCAAUCUCGACGGUCACAUUUUAUUUCUAA
Vitis riparia (riverbank grape) is the source of this 1448-nucleotide messenger RNA. RefSeq names its product solute carrier family 35 member F2-like. Gene Ontology annotation, cellular component: membrane. The record is from RefSeq and is a predicted model, not a curated record. The transcript has 11 exons. NCBI's taxonomy places the organism in Eukaryota, Viridiplantae, Streptophyta, Magnoliopsida, Vitales, Vitaceae. Gene Ontology annotation, biological process: transmembrane transport. The coding region runs from base 169 to 1182 and encodes 337 amino acids. Gene Ontology annotation, molecular function: transmembrane transporter activity.